This is a messenger RNA of Colletotrichum acutatum, 911 nucleotides long. RefSeq lists its product as uncharacterized. NCBI's taxonomy places the organism in Eukaryota, Fungi, Ascomycota, Sordariomycetes, Glomerellales, Glomerellaceae. The transcript has 3 exons. The coding region runs from base 77 to 595 and encodes 172 amino acids. The record is from RefSeq and is a predicted model, not a curated record.
GGUAGGGGUCACUUCUCAGCCUGGCUGCCUAAGCUAAGUAGUGAGCUAAUAAUGUGAUUGAUUCAAGACUUCUAUCAUGUCUUCAAACACAGAUGUACCCAAUAGUCGAGAGGAACGAUUGAACGAUACGGCAAAAGAAGAGGAGACGCCUGCUUCCCCUAUCUACAAUGAUAUACUCGAUAGUCAGGAAAAACGAAGGAAGGAUCUCAAGGAUCAAUCGCUUAAAACUGGUGAUGUCAGCCGGAAAAGACGCUUGGUACAGGAGGAAAAAGAGGAGGAGAUGCGUCUGAUGAAGCCAGAGUCUCCAGGGGAUAGUCCUGUCUACUCUAAAGUACCGGAUAGUCCAGGGACAAAAGCGGAUCAUGACGAAGAUAUGAUCGUAAGGAGUGGUGAAAACAGCCAAUCAAGACGCUCGGGGAAGAAGAAAGUGGCAGAGGAGACAUCUUCCUAUUCUAACGAACCAAAUAGGCCCAACUCAGCCGAAGUCAACAGCAAACGGGCCACGUUUCGGACUGGCAUUAUGACUCAGAAGGAACAUUUGAACGCGAAGAAGGUAAAGAAAGACAGAGAAGAAGACGAAGAUGAAGAGGCAUAAACACAGCUAUAUAUAGGUCACGGGUGAAGUGACGGGGAUAAGUCGCUUAGUAGGGCAACGUGCUAGAAGGAUAGGCAGGAACAACCCAUUUGUCCUUGCCCAGCAGUAAUGUAUUCAUAGCAUGAAAGUGUUCAGUAUUUAAUGGGCAGAUGAAAGUGGCGCGAGCUACUGGAACGUGUUUGUGUGGGUCGCGUUGGAUUAGGCAAACAGCCAAGACUGUAUCUGCUGUAAACGACAAAGAAAGACGGAAACCAAAUUCGACUUCUACUGUAGUAUUGAUCAGAGGAUUGGGGAAUUUUCGAUAUUUGAUUGUGUG